Messenger RNA from Rhea pennata, 7754 nucleotides. It is a transcript of the gene KLHL24, whose product is annotated as kelch like family member 24. Lineage: Eukaryota; Metazoa; Chordata; Aves; Rheiformes; Rheidae. The coding region runs from base 167 to 1969 and encodes 600 amino acids. The transcript has 7 exons. The record is from RefSeq and is a predicted model, not a curated record. Gene Ontology annotation, molecular function: protein binding.
UUGUUUUGAGUGGCGCUGGCGGCGCGGCCGGCGGCGGCUGAGGAGCGGCGGCGGACGGCAGCGGACCCUGCGGCACCGGCGGGACUGCGCGGCCUGCUCCCGCCCCACCGUGAAGGAGGCACUCGGCAAACUUUUCUCAAUGACUCUAUAGCCAACUGAUGUAACAAUGGUACUAAUCUUGGGACGCAGACUGAAUAGAGAGGAUAGCGGGAUACGAGAUUCCCCUGCAACCAAGCGGAAAGUUUUUGAAAUGGACCCAAAAUCGCUAACAGGCCAUGAGUUUUUUGACUUCUCCUCGGGAUCAUCCCAUGCCGAAAGCAUUCUCCAGAUCUUCAAUGAAUUUCGAGACAGCCGGUUGUUUACUGAUGUCAUUAUCUGUGUGGAAGGAAGAGAGUUUCCCUGCCAUCGAGCAGUGCUCUCUGCCUGCAGUAGCUACUUCAGAGCUAUGUUUUGCAAUGAUCAUAGAGAAAGCAGAGAGAUGCUGGUGGAGAUCAAUGGUAUUUUUGCUGAAGCUAUGGAUUGCUUUUUACAGUAUGUGUAUACUGGUAAGGUGAAAAUCACUACCGAGAAUGUGCAGUAUCUCUUUGAAACAUCAAGUCUCUUUCAGAUUAGUGUUUUACGUGAUGCCUGUGCCAAAUUCCUGGAAGAACAGCUGGAUCCAUGCAAUUGCCUGGGAAUCCAGCGUUUUGCAGAUACACACUCACUCAAGACACUGUUCACCAAGUGCAGGAAUUUUGCACUGCAGACAUUUGAGGAUGUGUCCCAACAUGAAGAAUUUCUUGAGCUGGGGAAAGAUGAGCUUAUUGAUUACAUUUGCAGUGACGAACUGGUGAUCAGUAAGGAAGAGAUGGUGUUUGAAGCUGUCAUGCGCUGGGUGUACCGGGCAGUUGAGUUGAGAAGACCAGUGUUGCACGAGCUGCUGACGCACGUCAGGCUCCCGUUGUUGCACCCCAACUACUUUGUGCAGACAGUGGAAGUGGACCAGCUGAUCCAGAAUUCCCCAGAGUGUUACCAGCUGCUGCACGAAGCCCGGCGGUACCAUAUCCUUGGGAAUGAGAUGAUGUCUCCCAGAACUAGGCCACGCAGAUCAACUGGUUACUCUGAGGUGAUUGUUGUUGUUGGAGGCUGUGAACGAGUUGGAGGGUUUAAUUUGCCAUAUACUGAGUGCUACGAUCCUGUAACAGGAGAGUGGAAGUCACUGGCUAAACUUCCAGAGUUUACCAAGUCUGAAUAUGCAGUGUGUGCUCUACGGAAUGAUAUUCUUGUUUCAGGUGGAAGAAUCAAUAGCCGGGAUGUGUGGAUUUAUAACUCUCAGCUUAAUAUUUGGAUCAGAGUUGCCUCCUUAAAUAAAGGCAGAUGGCGUCACAAAAUGGCUGUUCUUCUUGGUAAAGUGUACGUCGUUGGAGGAUAUGAUGGUCAAAGCCGACUGAGCAGUGUAGAGUGUUAUGAUUCAUUCUCCAAUCGAUGGACAGAGGUGGCUCCCCUUAAAGAAGCAGUGAGCUCUCCAGCAGUCACCAGCUGUGUUGGCAAACUGUUUGUGAUCGGGGGUGGUCCUGAUGACAACACAUGUUCUGACAAGGUUCAGUCUUAUGAUCCUGAUACUAAUUCUUGGUUACUCCGUGCAACUAUACCUAUUGCAAAAAGAUGCAUUACAGCUGUGUCUUUAAAUAAUCUGAUCUAUGUUGCUGGUGGGCUUACCAAAGCAAUAUACUGCUAUGAUCCAGUUGAAGACUACUGGAUGCAUGUACAGAAUACAUUCAGCAGACAGGAGAAUUGUGGCAUGUCUGUGUGUAAUGGAAAAAUAUAUAUCCUUGGUGGAAGACGAGAAAACGGUGAAGCCACAGACACUAUCCUUUGUUAUGACCCUGCAACAGGCAUUAUCACAGGAGUAGCAGCCAUGCCCAGGCCAGUAUCAUAUCAUGGCUGUGUGACAAUUCAUAGAUAUAAUGAAAAAGGCUUUAAACUGUAGAACAAAAAACCCAACAGUAACAAAGGAGAUGGCAUGAAUGAAUCCAGUGGUCUGCUGCAAGACAGGUUUUUAAAGAUUCCUGAAACGGGAAAAUGUCCUUUCCCUAACUGGCAAAUGAAAAAAUUGUAUCUUGUGCCUUCCAAAAAAAAAAAAAGUUAACUUACAAGUCUACGUAUCUAUCCAGUAACACCAGUUUAACUGUAUAUGCAGUGUGCUUUGAUAUGAGUGCAGUAAUAGUACUUUGUACUAGUGUUCAGAAAGUUUUGCCCUCUGUGUGAUAAGUAAUUAAAAACUUGGAAGUUUUGUGGGGAAAGUGCCUUCACAAGCAUUUGUGCCUGUAUCCUAAGCAGCGAUGUCUACAAGUUGUUUCAGAUUCUGGUUGUUGAAAAGAUACAUAGGCAAGUAAAAUUCAAAAAAUUAUCUAGGAUAAUUGCCUAUGUUUAAAAAUAGCUUACAUAAUUCAUAUGCACAGUGUUCUCACAAGCAGAUUACUUGGCUUAACCAAGUAGAUUUUAUUUCAGAUCAUGCAUGGUUUGAGAUUUUUUUUUUAAAAAAAUAAAAUCAGUUACAUAGGAAAAAUACUAGAAUCUUUGAGGAAUGCUCUCCUUGGAAGGAGAACAGUGACAUCUUGGUGGUUUUCUGUGCUACUGCAUCAUACUGCAGUGAUGUACCUUAACACUAUGGACCUUAUUCAUAGUGUUGCUAAAUGCUUAUCACACAAGGCUACAUGACAUGGAAAACUAGUGACCACUGGGAAGUAGGCACGCAUCUGUGAGGCAGAUCUUGAAUCCCAGUUUUUGACAUCUUGAACACUACAGCUGAACUCUGAAAGUUCCUGGAUUUACUGUUUGCUUGUUGCAAAAUUUCUCUAACUCCUCAAGGAAUUAAGGACAACUAACUUUGUGUUCUUCUGCUUCUGUGAAUCACAUUAUAAAUCAAGUGGUGAUGGAGGUAGGGACUCAGAUUGUACCCCACAGCUUACAAGUUGGUCUUCAAACUAACUCAUCUGCAGAGAUUCAGAGUAUCCAUUAAGUAUUUCUUAGCCUUUAUUCAGACAAUCACUUACAGCAGUCCAGCUGUUCUGCAGUAUAACCUACUUGGCCAUAGAUAAGGAGGCUCCUGAAAAGUUCUUCCUGUAACCAGAAAAAUACCUUUGGACCUGUCCAUGUAGCCAUAUGAGGUAACUGCCAGGUAGCAUGCUAGCUUUGAAGCCCAGAGUUUUGGUGAAUCUUGAAGCCCAUGAGCCUCCUGUAUUUUGACAUAGUGUUGUUUGGGUGUGUUGUUGUUGUUUUCCAGUGAAGAUGCUUCUUUUAAAUUCUCAUUAGAUUUCUGUACUAGGUUGUCUUAUUCUCAGUAGACAGUUGUACAACUGAGACACAAUUUCGUGAAAACUGAAAGAGCACUUAAGAGUUGGAAAAUGAGUAGGGUUGUCUACAUACCAGGUUCCUGCUAAUCACUAGAAACAUCAGGAACUCCUUUUUCAAAGGAAUCUAAGGACAGCAGCCAGUAGGGUGGUUGGUCUGUGCCAGGGCAGAAAAAAGCAUAAGGCCCCUGCAGAGACAGCCCUGCCUGCAGGGUUCUGGUCACUUGCUCAGGAGGGUGAAAACAAGCACUGUCUUUGGAACACUGUUUUUUUUUCCACUGGACUCUCUUAGCCAUCCGUUUUCCCAGAGUACUUCAUGAGAUGGAAAUUAUGACCCUCAGUGAACCUAUGCCAAAUUUGCAGUUGUCAUUUUCAGUAAUACACAGUCAUAUCUUUUUAAAGAGCACUGGGAGCUGCACUUCGUGAUGCAUUAACUUGUAACCUCAGGAAAAUACAUGGAUUUCAGUUUCUGUCUAAAUACCAAACACUGGUUGUAUAUGUUAAGAAUAUUAAUAAUCAAAUCUUUGCAUAUCAGUGAUGUAAUUAGCAAAUUGAUCCUUGCGUGUGUACAUCUGUAUUGCCCUAAAUAGAAAGUUAUUCAGUAAAAUACUUACAGUACUAAAAAGUAAUGUAAGAUAAAACAAUCAGAUGAAUUAAUCCUUUUCUAAGUUUCUUGUCUCUGCUCACUUUGAAAAGGUAAUUUCAGUACCUGUGAAUAAGAUCUGUUGAUAGCAAUGGUAAUUGCCCAGUAACUGAUAUUAUAUACUAACACUUGUAUACAACUUGUCCCAUCAUUGUAAAUGAAAAUGUAAAUGAUAGGAGCACUUCACUAGAGAGAGAAUUUGAGAAAGUUUCUCCUUUCCUAUUAUUUCCUUCCUAUUUGUAUUAAGACUUGUAAUGUUGAUUGUCAUGUUAAGCUGCUCUUAAUGUUGUUUAUGCUUAGGUAUCCUUUAUUCUGUGUUUAUAGCACUGCAGUACUCUGUAAAUAGCAAGAUACUGCUUUUAUUGUAUUGAAGACUCAGUUUAUAGUUUACUCAUCUUUUCUUAACAAUUUAUAUACUUUAUUACUGUUAGCUAUUAUUUUUGAAAAUAGUUGUUUAAUGAACCAGUAAAUGCAAAAAUGUAGAAGAAAAGCUUUGCUUGCAGUUCUUCAGAACCUGUACUCAAUGCUGAACAUUAAGUGUGUGGAGUAUUGCUAAAAUAGCAGUUAUUCCUACAAUGAUUUUGUUAAAAACAAGUCAGGUAUUUUGGGGGGGAGUUGUUUUGUGGUUUUUCUUUCUUUCUUUUUUUUCUUUUUGACUCUGUAAAUGACUUGCACUUCUGACCUGCUCUGUUAAAAUAAUAUUUUCAGAUAUACUAGAAGAGAACAAUUCCACUUUGGUUUAAUGAAAGCAUAACACUUACAGAAGGAUAUAUUAUUUAGGAAGUCACAUUCCUAAGUCAUCUGUUCUCUGAUGCAUUUCACUUAAGUAUAGCUGGAUUCAAAGAUUAAAACUUGCACUGUCAUGCAGAUUUACCUGAUUGCUGUUUAAUGUGCUUGGACAGCAAGUUGGGGGUUAUGUAUUGUUUUGUGCCCCCCCCACCCCCGCCUUGGUCUCAUUCUGGGACAGAACAUUUUGAUUAUCUUCCACUAUUAUAAUUGCCAGCAUGAAUAGUAACAGGUUUGACAGCUCCAGAGUAGUGAUCAUCUGCUCAGAGAUACAACUUCAGUCUAACAAUGCAUGGGAAAAGCUCUCAGGUCUCUCCAAAGUUGGACCAAAAACAAUUGCUGAGUUCUCUAAUACUUUGCUAAACAGUUAUCUUUAAUAGUAAGAUACUUCAAGGAAGUGAAAGCAAAUGUUGUCUUUCUCCCUCUUCAUGUCCUCUCCUCCCUGCUGAAAUCUCAUGAGAUCUGUCCUUCCAUUCUUCUGCAAUAUGUUAUCAACUGAAAAGAAAUUUGAUGCUGCUUUGUAGCUUGCUUUCACAAAGGUUCUAUGUAGAUAAGCAUUGUAGUGCUUUUAGAUAUACCAUGUAUCCCUUUAUUUCUCAACCAUCAAGCAUGUAACACCACCUGGUGAUCAUUCACUUUACCUCUAAGUUCCCUUCCUGUUAGCGUCUAAAGAGGCGUAUGUUGUGGAAUCUCUUCCUUUCGUACCAUCAGACAGUUAAUUUUACAGUGCAUGUCCAGCAUGUGUUUCAGAGGUUCAGCACUUUGCUUUUCACUCUAGCACUGAGAGACCAGGAAGCUUUUUGAUUCCCCUGUCCUUGAGAGCAAGAAAACUGCUGAGUGGUAGGAGUUCUUCCUCAGAAUACUUGAGUUCACCACAUGAUCUUAGAUUACUCAAUUUAUCCUAUUUUUAUUUGAGGUGCAAGGACAAAACAAGAAGCAGUCCCACUUCUCAGGAUUUCAGGUUUCCCCCUGCUCAUGGAAGGGUGGUGUGCUGGAGUUCUGUCAGGUUUAGCUGGUAGGGCAGAGAGGAGCUCUGAGGGGGGACCAGAAGAAGGAAAACCCAGUGCUGUUGGGGUUUGUGCAUUUUUCUAGGCUUGCUGAAAAACAGGACUUUCUGGAUGCUCUUCCAGUUUGCAGUUUCAUGCACAAACUCUGUUGGUAAAAAUAUUUCACAUUUGUUAACUAUUUUCAGUCUGAGAGAUCAAGAUGUGUGUGUUAUCAAAGUCUUCCAGUGGCAAACGUUCGGUUUUCCUAGUGGCCCAAAGGGAGAAGUGUAUCUAGUUUUCUCUGCCACUAAAGAUGGCAAAAGCCCAUUCAAGACUUGAUCACUCUGAAGUAAGGUGAAUGUUUUCAUCUGAAUGUAGACUCUCAAGCACACAAGACUGUGCAUUAAGUGAUGUUCCUGAUUAAAAAAAAAAUCUGAGUAAUACAUACUGAAAAAAUCUACAAAGUGUUGAGAUGUUUUAAGCAAAUUUAUCUGGUUGAGGACUAGGCAGUGUGUUUUUUUUUCUUUCUGUGUUCAGCAAACAAGCUUCCUUAUUGUUUUAUUAUUUCAGAUGGCAUUAAUAAAAAUUCAUUUCACUGUCAGUUUAUUAAGAAUAUGUUGGUGCUGGGAGCAUUAUCACAAAACAGUAGAGAGCUUCUUGCCAACCCACACCAGGUGUGUGAUCACAAUGUAAGUUCUCCACACACAGGUCUUGUGUCAGCUGGCUUUAGUAACUAAUUUUAUACAUAAAUUCAUGUUACUCUAAGUACAUAUCCUUGAUAGUGUUACUGUCUAAAAGCUCUAUUUACAGGAAUGUAUCCUUCCUUUCUACUGUAGUGCUCCAGUCUACACUCAUGUUUGUGUGCACAUCUGUGUAUGUGAAUAAUUUUGUGAUCCUUUUAUGGUAAUUGUUAUAAAUGAUGCACAUAAGAUGCUAUGUACAGCAUGUUGAUAAUGUAAUUACAACUUCCUUUGUAUUAGUCCCAAAGAAAAUAAUGUGUUGAAAUUUUGAAAAUAUCUGUGCCUUGAAUUCAAUUAGAUUUUUAUCUAUUGUGAAAAUGAGCCUGGGUUGCUCCUUCUGGUUUGUUAUCUCCAGCAGUCUGGACAGUAAGACUGAUGCUAAUGAUGUCCUUUAAAGAGAAGUAAAUUCUGCCAUUCUUCAACUAAAAGAACAGUUAAACCUUUUAUUCAGAAUAGGCCUAGAAUACUUAGAUUUCUACAAUGUUAGGGCAGAUUUAGUGGGAAAAAUCAAUCUUCUUUUUCUAUUUUCCAUUUUAAGCACUCCCUCAGUGACAAAGGAGUUUGACUUCCUGUCCUUCAGAUGUAGUUUCUUGUUUUAGUCAGUAUUUUUGCCAUAUUUCAGAACACAGACGUGUCUGUCCUAAACGUAGUUUAAAAUAAAUAAUAUGAAGCAAUAAUAUGGUGAAGCAUGGCAAUAAGCAAAAUCAAUAAACUUGAAUAAAAUGUACUAUUACUAAUUUAAUUUGUGUAAACUCUGGACCUGUGAGGCCAUUCUCCUUUCAGUGUACCUGUAGCAAAUUUGAGUCAGAUUAAUAGGAGCUACUUGGCCAUGGAAAGAGAGGUUACCUAUGUAACUUACGAUAUUUUCUUUUCACCUGGAAUAUGCAUUGGUUUUUUUUUGUUUUUUUGUUUUUUUUUUUUUAGGAAAAACAGUGGCUCAUUGUAUUUCUUGCCAGUUCCUUUAUUUAAUGAUAUGUAAAAGGCUUAGCUCCAGCAAGAGCUAACCUUGUCUUCAAGAACACUCUGGUACAGCACAAGUAAAAUCUGAACAAAAAAGUGCAGACCACUUAGUGUGUGGCAGAGUCAAUGUAAUGUUACCUUGCACAUAACAUUAAGGUCUUCAGAUUGUGCUGAUAGUAGAAAAGUGAUUUUAUAAUGUAGCACAAUUGCAAUAACAUUUACUUGUUAUAUUUAAAUAUAUAUUUCCUGCAUAAUUCUUUGAAAUUUUUUUAAAUCCAAUGUACCUAAUAAACAUUUGCCUUUUGAA